Messenger RNA from Oldenlandia corymbosa var. corymbosa, 712 nucleotides. NCBI's taxonomy places the organism in Eukaryota, Viridiplantae, Streptophyta, Magnoliopsida, Gentianales, Rubiaceae. The record is from the annotation of a GenBank genome assembly.
CACUACUUCUCGUAUCAAUUGAAGAAGCGCAGUUCAACUAAACAACCAAAAAAAAUUUGUGUGUGUUUCUGAGCUGAUACAAGAAGCUUAGUUUAUAGUUUAUACAAAGGCUUCUCCACUUAUCAUUUUAUCAUUGCAAUGGGUAUCCGAUUUCCAUGUUUGAUUGCCAAUAACGCAAGGCAAUUCCACAGGCUGCAAUCGGCUGCGAGUAGAAAACAACAUUUGAAUCAAACCCAGGAUCAUGUGGUUCCAAAAGGCCAUUUCGCGGUUUACGUUGGAGAAGAUAAGAAGCGGUUUGUGCUGCCGAUUGCAUACUUGAAUCAUCCCACAUUUCAAGAUUUGUUACGCAAAUCAGAGGAAGAAUUUGGGUAUCAUCAUCCAAUGGGUGGCCUAACCAUUCCAUGCAAUGAGGAUGCUUUUGUUUCGAUCAUGACUUCUCGACUUCAGUUGCAGUUUGAGUAAAAUGGGGCGGCUUAGUUGAUAACAAUAGGAAGCAGAAAAGAAGUAGUUACAUUCUGCAGUUUUGAUGUAGAUCCAGAGGUCAUCAAUAGUAACAGGAUUCUCCAAUAGUCAAUUUUUUUCAUGAAGAAUUCAGGUUGAAACAUGUAAUCUGAACUGAACCUGUAAAGAUUCCUUCCCUCUUAUAUAUUUCCAGAGGCAAAGGAAAGAUAUAGUAUAUACUUUUGAGAUUAAGUUUUUCGGUUAAUUGUGC